Chrysemys picta bellii (western painted turtle) is the source of this 7893-nucleotide messenger RNA. It is a transcript of the gene ROCK2, whose product is annotated as Rho associated coiled-coil containing protein kinase 2. Lineage: Eukaryota; Metazoa; Chordata; Testudines; Emydidae. Gene Ontology annotation, biological process: mitotic cytokinesis; smooth muscle contraction; positive regulation of centrosome duplication. Gene Ontology annotation, cellular component: centrosome; cytoplasm; cytoskeleton. Gene Ontology annotation, molecular function: small GTPase binding; Rho-dependent protein serine/threonine kinase activity; ATP binding. The record is from RefSeq and is a predicted model, not a curated record.
GGGCGGGUCACCCUGCUAUUUUGGCCGGGCUGAGGGCAGCCGGAGGCGGCCGGGAAAGCUGCUCAGUGCCCGCUUUUGGGGGUGACACAGCGCUGUCCCCGGGCGGGCCGCCGCUCGGCGCCACUCCCCGCCCCGCCAGCUGAGCUGAGGGGUAUAGUUAGGCAAUGAGCGAGCGCGGAGCUAUGUGUCCUCUGCGCGGGGCGCCGUGUCCGGCCGCUCGGAGCGGAGGCUUGUGGGUAAGGGAGGCCGGCUGCUGGGUGUCAGGCUGAGGGGCGGGAGCCGGAGAAUGGGGGCGGCGGGAGGCAGCGGCAGGGACAGUGACUCGCUGCGGGCGGCGGCCGCCCCAUGGACUGAGUGACACGGCGAGAGAGGGGCAGCAGCGAGCCUCACGCCGCCGCCGCCGGGAGUCGCUUCUCCCGCCCAGCCGCCGCCGGAGGAGGGGAGCCGGCCUCGAGCGCCGCCCGCCGCUUUCCCUCCGCCGCGGCGGGUGUUUGACUGGUGCAAUGGCCGGGCCGGUGCCGGGGACCCGGCAGUGACUCGGUGCCCGCCCAGAGCCGCCCUGAGCGGGGGGGGAGUCGGGACCGCCGCGGGAAUCUCUCUCCCCCCGCCCCGGCUCCGCGCUGUUCAUGCCUUUGCAGCUGAGAGGUGCCCAGGGGCGGAGCAGCCUCAGCAGCGCCCAGUCGGGGAGCGUCCCCUCUGCUCCCCGCCCUGCUCCUGAGACAGGGCCCAGGCCCGGCCGGGAGCCCCCAGCUUCUCCGCAGCGCUAGGCCCCGGAGCGGAGACCGGGGCCGGCUACAGAGUGAUCUCCUCCUGCCCGGCAGCUCGCCGCUCGCACAGCCCCGCGGGGAGGGGGAGGAUGAGCCAGCUUCAGACAGCGAAGAUGUCCGCUCCCCCCCCGCCUGCGCCCCUGGAGCCCGGGGAGGGGGUGACCACGAGCCGCCAGAGGAAGCUGGAGUCCAUGAUCCGAGACCCUCGGUCCCCAGUCAAUGUGGAAAGUUUGCUGGAUGGCCUGAAUUCUUUGGUCCUUGAUCUGGAUUUUCCAGCACUGAGGAAAAACAAGAACAUAGAUAAUUUCUUAAAUAGAUAUGAGAAAAUUGUGGAAAAAAUUCGAGCUUUACAAAUGAAAGCUGAAGACUAUGAUGUUGUUAAGGUGAUUGGAAGAGGUGCUUUUGGAGAAGUACAGUUGGUUCGCCAUAAAACGUCACAGAAGGUUUAUGCAAUGAAGCUUCUUAGUAAAUUUGAAAUGAUAAAAAGAUCGGAUUCAGCCUUUUUCUGGGAAGAAAGAGAUAUCAUGGCCUUUGCCAACAGUCCCUGGGUGGUUCAACUCUUUUGUGCCUUUCAAGAUGACCGAUACUUGUAUAUGGUAAUGGAAUACAUGCCGGGUGGAGAUCUUGUAAACCUUAUGAGCAAUUAUGAUGUGCCUGAAAAAUGGGCCAAAUUUUACACAGCUGAAGUUGUCCUUGCUUUGGAUGCAAUUCACUCCAUGGGCUUGAUACACAGAGAUGUGAAGCCUGACAAUAUGCUUUUGGAUAAACAUGGGCAUCUGAAGUUGGCAGAUUUUGGUACCUGUAUGAAAAUGGAUGAAACUGGUAUGGUGCGCUGUGAUACAGCUGUUGGAACACCUGACUACAUAUCGCCUGAAGUCUUGAAGUCACAAGGAGGUGAUGGCUGCUAUGGACGGGAGUGCGAUUGGUGGUCUGUAGGAGUUUUUCUCUUUGAGAUGCUUGUUGGGGACACUCCAUUUUAUGCAGACUCCUUGGUAGGGACAUAUAGUAAAAUCAUGGAUCACAAGAAUUCAUUAAGUUUCCCAGAUGAUGUGGAAAUCUCUAAGCAUGCAAAGAACCUCAUCUGUGACUUUUUAACUGACAGGGAGGUGCGACUUGGGAGAAAUGGGGUGGAAGAAAUUAAACAGCACCCUUUCUUUAAGAGCGAUCAAUGGAACUGGGAUAACAUUCGAGAGACUGCUGCUCCUGUUGUACCUGAGCUUAGCAGUGACAUAGACAGCAGUAAUUUUGAUGACGUUGAGGAUGACAAAGGAGAUGUGGAAACCUUUCCAAUCCCCAAAGCCUUUGUGGGAAACCAGCUGCCUUUUAUAGGAUUUACCUACUAUCGAGAGAAUCUGUUGCUAAGUGACUCUCCUCAGUCUUGUAGAGAAAAUGAAUCCAUGCAAUCCAGGAAAAAUGAGGACAGCAAAGAGUUUGCACAGUUUCAGAAAAAACUGAGCAAGUUAGAAGAACAACUCAGUAAUGAAAUACAAGCCAAAGAUGAACUAGAACAGAAGUGCAGGUCUGUUAAUGCUCGUUUAGAGAAGACCGUGAAAGAACUAGAUGAAGAGGUAACAUCAAGGAAGAAUGUAGAAUCUGCAUUAAGGCAAUUAGAAAGAGAGAAGGCUCUUCUUCAGCACAAGAAUGCAGAAUACCAGCGGAAAGCAGAACAUGAAGCAGAUAAAAAACGGAAUUUGGAAAAUGAUGUUAACAGUUUGAAAGACCAGCUUGAAGAUUUAAAAAGGAGAAAUCAGAACUCUCAGAUAUCAAAUGAGAAAAUCAAUCAGCUACAAAGACAGCUGGAUGAAGCCAAUGCUUUACUACGCACAGAGUCUGAUACUGCAGCCAGGUUAAGGAAGAACCAGACCGAAAGUACAAAGCAAAUCCAGCAGUUGGAAGCUAAUAAUCGAGAAUUACAAGAUAAAAACUGCAUGCUGGAGAAUGCUAAACUCAAACUUGAGAAGGACUUCAUCAAUCUUCAGUCAGCCCUAGAAUCUGAAAGAAGAGAUCGAAGUCAUGGGUCAGAGAUUAUCAGCGAUCUACAAGGUCGAAUAUCUAGCCUAGAAGAAGAAGUAAAAAAAGGAAAGAGUACAUUAGCCAAAGCAGAAGUGGAGAAGAGACAAUUACAAGAGAGGCUCACAGAUUUGGAAAAGGAGAAGAGCAACAUGGAAAUAGACAUGACAUAUAAACUCAAGGUUAUGCAGCAGAACUUGGAACAAGAAGAAGCUGAACAUAAAGCCACAAAAGCACGAUUAGCAGACAAAAAUAAAAUCUAUGAAUCUAUUGAGGAAGCCAAGUCUGAAGCCAUGAAAGAAAUGGAAAAGAAGUUGUUGGAGGAGAGAUCUUCAAAGCAAAAAGUAGAAAAUGGCUUGUUAGAAAUUGAAAAGCGGUGUUCUAUGUUGGACUGUGAUCUCAAACAGUCGCAACAGAAAAUAAAUGAGCUGCUUAAACAAAAGGAUAAACUAAAUGAAGAUGUUAAAAACUUGACAUUAAAAAUAGAACAGGAAACACAAAAGCGCUGCCUCACGCAGAAUGAUCUGAAGAUGCAAACACAACAAGUCAACACAUUGAAAAUGUCAGAGAAACAGCUAAAACAAGAGAAUAACCAUCUCCUGGAAAUCAAACUGAGCUUGGAAAAGCAAAAUAAUGAACUCCGCAAAGAACGUCAGGAUGCAGAUGGACAAAUGAAAGAGCUUCAAGACCAGCUUGAAGCUGAACAAUAUUUCUCAACUUUGUACAAGACCCAAGUUCGUGAGCUUAAAGAGGAAUGUGAAGAAAAGACCAAACUUUGUAAAGAAAUGCAGCAAAAGAUACAGGAGUUACAAGAUGAGAGAGACUCCUUGGCUGCACAACUUGAGAUAACUUUGACAAAAGCUGAUUCAGAGCAACUUGCUCGCUCCAUUGCUGAAGAACAGUACUCAGAUUUGGAAAAAGAGAAGAUCAUGAAAGAAUUGGAGAUUAAAGAGAUGAUGGCUAGGCAUAAGCAGGAACUUACUGAGAAAGAUGCUACCAUAGGAUCGCUGGAGGAAGCCAAUAGGACACUAACUAGUGAUGUGGCUAAUCUUGCUAAUGAGAAAGAAGAACUGAAUAAUAAACUGAAAGAAGUCCAAGAACAAAUUGCAAGGCUAAAAGAGGAAGAAACAAAUAUAACAAUUAUUAAAACUCAGUUUGAGAAGCAGUUGUUGAAUGAGAGAACACUGAAAACUCAGGCGGUAAACAAGUUGGCUGAGAUCAUGAAUCGGAAGGAUCCAGUCAAACGUGGAGCUGACACUGAUGUGCGGAGGAAAGAAAAGGAGAAUAGGAAACUGCAUAUGGAACUGAAAUCUGAACGUGAAAAGUUAACCCAGAUGAUGAUUAAAUAUCAGAAGGAGAUCAAUGAAAUGCAGGCACAAAUAGCCGAGGAGAGCCAGAUACGAAUCGAACUGCAGAUGACACUUGACAGCAAGGAUAGCGACAUUGAACAACUUCGCUCACAGCUCCAGUCAAUACAUAUUGGCCUAGACUGCAGCAGCAUAGGCAGUGGACCUGGGGAUGCUGAGGCAGAUGAUGGAUUCCCUGUCCAUAUCACUCAAUCUCACACUAUGGAGUCCAUGUCUCUUACCUACCAGCAUUCUUCUACCUCUGUCAGUAUUGCCACUAAACCUUCCAGUUCUCACAUGCUUCUCGACUCUGAUUCUGACUCAGAGGAAGAACCUUUGUCUUGUGUACACAUCCCUUCAGAACCUGAUAGCACAGAAUCGAGAUUAGAGGGUUGGUUAUCACUACCUGUCCGAAAUAACACUAAGAAAUUUGGGUGGGUGAAAAAGUAUGUAAUUGUAAGCAGUAAGAAGAUUCUGUUCUAUGAUAGCGAACAAGAUAAAGAACAUUCUAACCCCUACAUGGUGUUAGAUAUUGACAAAUUGUUCCAUGUCCGGCCAGUCACACAGACCGAUGUGUACAGAGCAGAUUCCAAAGAGAUUCCUAGGAUAUUCCAGAUUCUGUAUGCCAAUGAAGGAGAAAGCAAGAAGGAACCAGAAUUUCCUGUGGAGCCUAUGGGGGAGAAAUCAAAUUACAUUUGCCACAAGGGACAUGAAUUUAUACCAACUCUGUAUCAUUUUCCAACCAACUGUGAGGCUUGUAUGAAGCCACUGUGGCACAUGUUUAAACCCCCUCCUGCUCUAGAGUGCCGCCGCUGCCAUAUCAAAUGUCACAAAGAUCACAUGGAUAAAAAGGAAGAGAUUAUAGCACCUUGCAAAGUAUAUUAUGAUAUUUCAACUGCAAAGAAUCUACUACUGUUAGCUAAUUCUACAGAGGAUCAACAGAAAUGGGUGAGCCGAUUGGUGAAAAAAAUUCCAAAAAAGCCUCCAGCACCCGACCCCUUUGCUCGAUCUUCUCCUAGAACUUCCAUGAAGGUACAGCCAAAUCAGUCUAUGAGACGGCCAAGCCGACAGCUUCCUCCAAACAAACCAAGAUUGCUUGAUUUGGCAUUUAAAGACUGGGAUUGGUCAUUUGAUGAUGUUGAUGAUAUUGAUGGUGAUGACGAUGUUUUUGAUUUCUGAAGAUGUAAAAGGCUAACUGCCUUCUGUGAAUGCAGUCACUAUUCAAGGUGAUAAUAUUCUUCCCAUUAAAACAAGACUGAAACAUGAUAUCCCAAAAUUUAUUAAAAUAUAUAUAUUUUCCUGAAAGACUGUGCUAUAUAUAUCAGAGGUUUACAAUUUUUUGCUGCAAUAUAAAUUACUAAUCUCUGAGGGCUUUUUUUAUAAUCCCUUGGGGUAACUGAUCAAAUGAGGACUGUUGGUAAUAGUAUAAGGAUACUUUAGGUAACCUUUUAGAGUCUUGUUCCAAAAAAGUUUAUCUUGGCAAGACACACACACUACAUUUCACAAAAGAAUUGAGAAGAGUGAAGAUUAAAACUGAAGAAAUUCAUCUUUCAACUUUGAUAGAGAGAUGCCACCAGCAUGUUUGCCAGAAAAGUAGGCGGGAAAGAUCCACCACAGUGGUAUAGACUGCAUCUUUAAGAAGUGACCAUUAUACUGUGUAUAUAUAUUGUACUGUAAUACUGCAAAAGGGUUUUAAAAACUUUCCACUUUAUUUUUUUAUGCAUAUUAAUCGGAUACCAUUACUUACUGCAGUUGCAACUAUGCACUUGUGUAAAGCCAUAAUGUUGAAGUUAAUAUCAUUCAUACAUGUUUAUCAAAAGCUGCAUGUCAUUGUUGAGCAGCUAGUAUAAUGAGACGUUUGAAGUACAUACUCAUUUCAAUUAUUUCAUAAUGGGCAGUCCUAUUUUACCUAUCUGAAUGCCUUAAUUUAAUUUUUUCAAGGUCUAUGCCCAUUCUCUGUAUUUAAGGAAAAAAAAUGUUUACCAGCUCUUAGGAUACAAAUUUGCUUUGUGGCAGAAAAAAUAGUGCACUAUUUUUACACACAAUUAUAUCAAUGUCAGCCUAUUUUGAAUGUAUAUUGAUUGGUUUUGGGGUGGGAGGGAGUAUUGGUUACAGAAACAAUAACUGAUAGUAUUGAAACUAAUAUAACUUUCAUGUGUACAUGUAACUUUUCAUCCAGUCCUUUUUACAAACCUCAAUAUUUGUCAUUGACUUUAUAUUACCCUUAUUAAGUGCUAUGACAUUUCAUUUUGCCUUGUUUUGCCUACUCUCCUAGAUGUGUUUUUAUUUCUGGGGAAAAAGUCUGUGACUAUUUUUACAUUUUCACAGUACAAUAUCCAAGGAUUGUCACAAUCUUUAAAGAAAACUAAACAGACUGUAGAUGUAUUUUAAAUUUUUGAAUCCAGUUCUCUAGCACAUAGCUGUAGGCAUAGAAAAAUAUUUCAGUAGUGUGUUUUGAGAACUUAUAGCUGGGAAUAAAGGGCCUCAGAGGCACUUAAUCUGAUUUUUUUUUUUAACUUGGACUUGUACAAAAAUAUAAUUUAUGUGGGCUUGUUCAUGCUGUGUUCAUAAUUAUCCCAGAAAAUGCAUGUUUUAUACAACUACAGGAUGCUAUGUUAAACAUAUUGACAGUAAAAAAAAAAUGUAGCCUCCUACUUGGUCUCUUUUUUUAUAUAUAUAUAUAUAUAUUUAUAUAUUGUGUGGUAGUGUGAUAAUUAAAAAUAUGAUCUAACAUUUCAAGGAAGGAAGACAUUUCACUUGAUCUUUUCUUUGGGAACAGUGUUGAGAUGUUCAAAGGAUAGGACCAUGACUUGUAUAACACUAUCCUGAAGAGUGGAUUUUGGACCACAGGAGUAUUGAAAAUGAAUAUAGUUACAUUGUAUUAGUGGUAAUAAAAUGUAACUUACCCAGUCUGCACUCAGUUUUAUAUUUAUGCAUUCUCAACCUAAAAUGUUUGUGCAUUCUUAAACUUAAAACUAAAAUGUGUAUAUCAUUUUAGUUAAAGUAUUAGCCCAAUGCACAGUAAAAGCUGUGUAUCCUUUCCCUGCUUGUUGUGAUUUACUGAAAUAAAGCAUAUUUUAGGUAAUGCAUAUUUGAAAACAAAACAAAAUUUUAAAAAUGUAUACAAUAAAACUGUUUCCAUUCACUGAAAGCAUAAAUAUUUUAUAUAAAAGAUUUUGUUACAUUGUGGGAAGUUCUAUCCUAUUCUGAAUUGGAGAAUAUAUAUAUAUAAAAAAAUAAACUAUCUGAGUAAGGUAAAAUAGUUCCUGGUGUUGACAAAGCUGGUAAUUAAUUGAAAUAUUUAUAUAUAAAAGGCAGCAAUUGUUAUGAUCGUGUAAAAAUGAAAUCUGUCAUUUAAGGGGAAAGUGUAAAAAAAAUCUAACUAAGGCUAGAAGGAGGUCCCUGGCAGCACAGCUCCCAUGACAUGGUAAGCAAGGCCCAGGAGCUGCUUGGGGCCAGAGCCACUGCAGUGUCUCCACAUGGAUGGCCCUAACCUCCCAAGAAUCCCUAUGGAUCUGCCAAGUUUGGGGUAGCUUUUCUGUGGAAGGAACAACACCACACUCCAAGCAUCAUGUUACAGGGAAUCUCCACAAAGAAAUCAUCCUGGGGAUUCCCUCAUAAGAAGUUCCUUCAUGUGGCUUUUUAUAGGGAAGGGGAUAAUAUGGCCUCUGAGAGCUAGCAUUUUUAUAACCAAGUUUAACCUUAAAAAUCAUUUGUGAAAUAUCCAUCCUCCAAAGAGAGAAUAUACUGUGAUUACCAGCCUCAUCUUU